AUGGAGGCAACUACAGUCGAUGAGGCUGUGUCGUCUCUCAAAGAGUUAUACGCCGAGGGCACCGAGCAUUACACCCAAUGGAAGAGGAAACGCACACUUGGAAACCACUACUGUCGGAAAUCAUCAGAAUCCGGUAUUCGAAGGGAUGUCAUUACAUGUGCUUUGAGCAUCUCGUUGGAGCUUGCGAGGAAUCAGAUCGAGGAGACUUAUGACAUUGCGACUGUUCUUAUUGGAACCGAUUUCUCCACCGGCGAUACACCAUGCCGGGAUAUGCUUUCCAACCAGCUGUUCAACCUCAGUAGUCGGGUUUCUCACCUACGCAGGGUCUCUUCUGACUCGAGCUUGACCGGCAUUCUCAACAUCUCAGAUAUCAUACAGACAUCCGAGUCUGUCAGAAUCGCCUCAGUCCAGGCCCUCGGUGCCUUAUAUCACCGUCUCGCCGCCGGACGCCCAGACAUCCCCGAGCACCUUCCCAUCUCAAAGCCCCGCUCGCGGCAUACGAGGCCCAUCUCGCAAUACUCGAGUAGCUCGUCAACCAACAACCACAGCAUCAUCUCUCAAGACGAAGAUGACGACGACGAAGAUGAAGAGGAGGAGGAAGACGACGACAUGUCGAUGACCAUGACCAUCAGCACCGACCAGGCACCCUUCCAAUCAGAACCGCCCUCGCCUCCACCAACGCCGCCAACACCAAAAGCCAUCGCCAGCGACGCCGUCUCCAUCUUCGCGCCCUCGGAAGCAGACACGACCAGCACUACCGCCUCUGCCUUCCUCCGCCCCAAAGUCAGCGUCUUCAGCAUGUUCUGCCCAGAGGCCAUGACGCUCCAGGUUGACCUCUCCAAGCCGAUCCCCGACGCGCCGAAGCGGUGCAAGUGCGGGUACCGAUGGAACCCGCUGCUGCCCGGCAACAAGGACUACAUUGUUCUCAAGGACGGCUUCCGCAUGUCGAGCCGGUUCCUGGCCAAGUCGCACUCGGACAGGAACAUGUUUGCGUGCUGUUUAUGUGUGCCGACGGGGACGACGGAUAACUACGAGUCGGCAGACGCCUUGAGAGCGCAUAUUAAUUUGUAUCAUCGCAAGUGGCAGAUUUUGCAUGAUCGCGAUAUUCACUAG
Messenger RNA from Colletotrichum paranaense, 1113 nucleotides. RefSeq lists its product as uncharacterized. Lineage: Eukaryota; Fungi; Ascomycota; Sordariomycetes; Glomerellales; Glomerellaceae. The record is from RefSeq and is a predicted model, not a curated record. The transcript has 2 exons. The coding region runs from base 1 to 1113 and encodes 370 amino acids.